This is a messenger RNA of Leptosomus discolor (cuckoo roller), 462 nucleotides long. Its product is annotated as nucleoside diphosphate kinase. Gene Ontology annotation, biological process: CTP biosynthetic process; GTP biosynthetic process; UTP biosynthetic process. Lineage: Eukaryota; Metazoa; Chordata; Aves; Leptosomiformes; Leptosomidae. Gene Ontology annotation, molecular function: nucleoside diphosphate kinase activity. The record is from RefSeq and is a predicted model, not a curated record.
AUGGCUGCUAUCGCCGAGCGCACCUUCAUCGCCAUCAAGCCUGACGGAGUCCAGCGGGGACUAGUGGGAGAAAUCAUCAAGCGGUUCGAACAGAAAGGAUUCAAACUGGUGGCCAUGAAGUUAAUACACGCCUCUGAAGACCUUCUGAGAGAACACUACAUUGACCUAAAAGACCGGCCGUUCUACGAUGGUCUGGUGCACUACAUGCACUCUGGGCCUGUUGUAGCUAUGGUGUGGGAAGGUCUUAAUGUGGUUAAGACUGGAAGAGUGAUGCUGGGGGAAACGAAUCCAUUCGAUUCAAAGCCUGGCACUAUUCGUGGUGACCUCUGCGUUCAAGUUGGAAGGAACAUCAUUCAUGGAAGUGAUUCUGUGGAAAGCGCUGAGACGGAGAUCAAUUUGUGGUUCGCUCCUGAAGAGCUGGUUGAUUAUAGAAGCUGUGCUCAUGAAUGGAUCUACGACUAA